CGAAUGUCAAUCCGAUCCAUUUAGUUGCUGUUUUGUUUACACGCUGAGCAAACCGCUUCUCAGGGAUAUUCUAGACGCUCCGUUCUAAUGUUUUUUGUCCGCCCGCACAUCUAUGAUCUCCGCUGAGUUCUAAGUGUCCGAAUCACACCUUCGCAGAGACGACAUUCUGCGAAUGAUCUCGAGAAGCUUCUUCGCCGGUGACAGCCGGACGCAGGUGCUAUGCCACGACACUGGAGCCGGGCAACUUGCGCCGGUCAUUUUGUACUGCACCGCUCCGACGCUGUCCUUCCUGCACGGCCCACCGGUCGCCUUUGGGUCGGAGUCUGAGGAGAUGCCGUCUGCUCCGGUAGCCGAGAGCUUCGUCCCCGGGCCCCAAGGCAGCCUGCUCAUGUCGGCACUGCUUUUGGGCAGCCACCAGCAGUGUCCAGUGAAAGAAGAGCCGGAGGCACCUCCACUCGCUCUGCCUGUCGCUUCGACCGGCGUGGGAUUGCAGUUCGAUGACUACAGCAGCCCGCCGUCCUCUCCGGAGGAACCCAAGGUGUGCCCGCAGGACGGUCCCCCAGUCAAGGAAGAGCCGGUCGAGACAUCCUCCGACCCCCUGAAGAACGAGGGCACCAGUCACAGUCCAUCGCCUGAGCUGCCCUCCAAACACGGACAGAGCACGUGCCAAGAAAAGGACGACAGGCUCCAGUGCCGCUUCUGUUCAUACUCAACCCGCUACAAGACCAACAUUACGACGCACGAGAUGAUGCACACCGAGGUGAAGCCCUUCCAUUGCCGCUUCUGCCGCCGCACGUUCCGCUGGAAGACCGAGCUCUCGAAGCACGAAAGAAUGCACACGGGCGACACGCCGUUUGCCUGCCAGACGUGCCACGUGGCAUUUGCGUUGCGGAGUUGCCUCACCGCCCACCAGAAGAUACACGCGCGGGAGAAGCGCUUCAGCUGCGAGGUCUGCCACGAGGCAUUCACCUUCAAGGCCGUCCUGCGGCUGCACAUGCGUAGCCACGUGUUCGAGCGGCGCUUCCGGUGUGGCCUGUGCGGGAGGCUGUUCAAGCAAAAGCGCUUCCUCACCAGCCACCUGAAGGCCCACACGGGGGAGCGGCCGUUCGCGUGCGGUGUCUGCGGGAAGGCCUUUCGGGAGGGCAAGCACGUGCGGACGCACCACAAGCGAGUGCACCUGGGCAUUAAGCCGCUGCAGUGCACCACCUGCCUGCGGGCGUUUGGGAACAGCUCGAACCUGGCAGACCACGUGAGGACACACACGGGCGAGCGCCCCUUCAAGUGUGAGAGCUGCGGGAGGGCGUUCACGCGCAAGUAUCACCUCACAUUCCACCGGAAGCGGAAGCAUGUGAUGGAAAGGCUCUCGGGCGUUGUGCACGGCCCGCUGCCAGAGGGGUGGAAGGCAGCGCAGGUGGAGUGCGCAUAAUAUAGACGUAACAUUCCCCGCACACUGCCGCUCCGGGGUUUUUUUGCUUAUGGCGAUGGACUUAGUGUUUUGUGACAGCUUCCAUUUUUUGCUUCUUGCGCUUUUUUAUUGCUGAGGUCGUUGACGACAUCUCUUUCGGGGCCACUGAAUGUUCCCAGGGUACUCCUAAAUUUCAUUUCAAAACAGCCUCGCAGUGCCAGGUAACGAUUUCAAAGUGGUUGCCUCGUGCAGUUAUGUCGAAUCGGGACAAGCAAUACUGGCAUGCUAGCCCGUCAGCAGGCUGACAAGCUGAUAUUUUUUUUGUGGACUAGAUUACGGUCUACUUGAUAUUGAAAGCCCUUGUGAAAACCAACAAGUUUAUUGCCUUUUUGCCGACCGUAUCUAGCCAAUCGUUCAGAUAUUCCCGCGUAAACAUUUGAAGUGUUUAAUGCUGUUUUUCUUCCUGCUCAAAGAUGGCUGACGAUCGCCAGUCAGAAAGGUUGCCACUCUGGUUCAAGCCAUCGCUUUAUUGUGCAGUGCUCUGGGACCAUUCUGUUUCUCUAUCGUUUGCCAAAGCGUGUAUUCAGAUGGCGUGCGGUGUUCUACCCUCCCAGGAAAUCAGCGUAUUUUACACGCAGCUGAAAUCCUGAUGCAAUUUAGGAAUUGUCUUGUUGUGUACCUUUGUCUAAGCACGAUCUUGGUGCUUUGCCCGUUUUGAAUACUGCAUCAUUUUCUUUUUAAAGCAUUUAAACUGAUUUUUUUAAUACCAGCCUUUUGUCCAUCUGAGCAUUUUCUGCUAAAUUUAGCUAAAAAAAUAAUGUCAUGGGACCUAACGUCACAUGACCUAUGUACCAAGUGGAGAAGUCGAAGUCACGUGACCCAUACAUCAAUUCAAUGUCCCUGCUAAAUUUAGCAGGAAAAAUAACCUCUUGUGACCUAAGCACCUGUUCAGUUUUCCCGAUAAAUUUAGCGGGAAAAUUGACAUCACGUGACCUAAACAUCAAUUCAGUUUCGCUGCCAAGUUUAACACUAAAAAGUGAUGUCACGGGACCUAAACAACAAUACAACAAUCUAGUUUUUCUGCUAAAUUUAGCAGGAAAUAUGUCCCCAUGAUGCACCAAUUCCUUCUCUUUGCAUCCCCCCCUUUUCCUCUGCCCAUCCUUUCUUCCUUUUUCUCCCCAUCCUUCCUCUCCUACGGUGUCCUUUCCAUCCAUCCCUUUCCCUUGCUCACACUUCACCUACCUCCAAAUCCCUACCUCCCUCCCCAUCUCUUCCCCAUUGUCUGACGGUGCCCUUCCAGUCUUUUGUCAUGUGCCACAAAUUCAGUUUCCCCAUUCCUCUUUUCCCUCCCGAAUUCCUCCCCUCACCGCCCUAGUGUCCUCUCGCUUUCCAGUUGCCUCCCCACCCCUUUCAUGGUCACGUUACACCAAUUCAGUUUCCCUAAAAUUGAUAAAAAUGAAUGUUCUUCGGUACCGGAAUGACCGCAGAAUGUAUUUCGGACAAUUGAAGCAAUCACUCCUAAAUACCACAUUUGAUGCAUUAUAGAACUAAACGUCGCUGCCAAUUUUUAAUGUAUUAAAUUGUGCACCACGAAAAUGGGCACAUGCCAUUACAUUGGUGGGUACUGUCAAUAAAGCUUUGAAAGAGUAA
Messenger RNA from Ixodes scapularis (black-legged tick), 3055 nucleotides. Its product is annotated as zinc finger protein OZF. Gene Ontology annotation, biological process: regulation of DNA-templated transcription. Bases 173 to 1426 code for a protein of 417 amino acids. Gene Ontology annotation, molecular function: DNA-binding transcription factor activity, RNA polymerase II-specific; RNA polymerase II cis-regulatory region sequence-specific DNA binding. The transcript has 5 exons. The record is from RefSeq and is a predicted model, not a curated record. NCBI's taxonomy places the organism in Eukaryota, Metazoa, Arthropoda, Arachnida, Ixodida, Ixodidae.